AUGAAACCAAUUCAGACAUCAGGAUCAACACUUGAUCGCUUUGAUUUAUUUACAAUUGUCUUUGAUAUCUGUAUUUCGAUUGUCGGCGGUUUGAUUGUCAAUCGUCUAGUUCCAAUCUUGAAAGAAAAAUUUAUUCGAGCACAACUAUGGGGAUACGAUUUGAAUAAAAGAACUUCACGAGAAAUUCAAAUCGCCGAAUCGCAAGGUGUUAUAGCUGCUGGAAUGUUUCUCAUACUCAUGUUUAUUAUGAUUGCUAUCGUCUUUUCCGAGCAUUUUCAUCCUCACAGUGAUUUCCCACAUAACAAAUUUGUCGAAUAUCUAGCUGCACUACUUUCCAUUUGCUGUAUGGUCUUACUGGGUUUCGCAGACGAUGUAUUGGAUUUACGUUGGAGUGUCAAAUUAUUACUACCAUUAAUUGCAUCAUUACCGCUCUUAUUGGUUUACUUUGCUAAUUAUCAUUCAACAACGAUUAUUUUGCCUAAACCAGUUCGAUCAUACAUCGGUCAUCAAUGGAAUCUCGGGAUUUUGUAUUAUAUUUAUAUGAGUAUGGUGGCAGUGUUUUGUACAAAUGCGAUUAAUAUUCUAGCUGGUGUGAAUGGAUUAGAAGUUGGUCAAUCGAUUGUGAUUGCAGUAUCAAUACUAAUCUUUAAUAUCAUUGAAUUGCAGGGUUCUUGUUUCGAAGAACAUCUCUUUUCUCUGUACUUCAUGAUUCCAUUUAUUGCAUGUACUUUUCCUAUUUUAUUGAGAAAUUGGUGUCCAGCAGAAAUCUUUGUCGGUGAUACGCUUUGUUAUUUUGCUGGAAUGACAUUUGCAGUCGUUGGAAUUAUUGGUCAUUUUAGUAAAACAAUGUUAUUAUUCUUUAUACCACAAAUUGUUAAUUUUCUUCUAUCAAUCCCGCAAUUAUUUCGUUUUAUUCCAUGUCCAAGACAUCGUCUUCCAAGAUUGAAUCCCGAGUUAAAUAAACUUAAUCCAUCAGAAAUUGAAUUUAAAAAGAAAGAUUUGACAAUCGUUGGAUGGUUAAUGUUACGUUUCUUUUCAGCAACAAAAUUUAUCAAAUAUCGUGAGUAUAAAAAGCAUGAUAAUCAAAUGAUGAUAUCUACAACGAAUUUUACCAUUAUCAACACUGUACUCUGUUGGUGUGGACCAUUGCAUGAAGAAACCUUAACUCAAAUUCUGAUACUGAUACAAAUUGUCUUUGGCACUUUGCUGACGUUUUUCAUUCGCUAUUAUUUAGUUCGAUUUUUCUAUGACACAUGA
Molecule: messenger RNA, 1257 nt
Organism: Adineta ricciae
Lineage: Eukaryota; Metazoa; Rotifera; Eurotatoria; Adinetida; Adinetidae
Source: the annotation of a GenBank genome assembly